Messenger RNA from Adineta steineri, 1245 nucleotides. Lineage: Eukaryota; Metazoa; Rotifera; Eurotatoria; Adinetida; Adinetidae. The record is from the annotation of a GenBank genome assembly.
AUGUCGAGUUUUUCUGGUAUAAUAAAUUCAUAUUAUUCAAUCGAUGAUAUUCCUGAUAAUGAUCGUAUUAUUAUCAUUAAUAAUAAACAAAAGAGAAAUUUAUUUAAACGAAUUAUAUUGAUACUUGCUAUUAGUGUAUUAUGUAUUUUUAUGUUAAUGAUAAUAACUACGACAGUGACUAUAACAUUCAAAAAGAAAUCAAUCAAUUUCAAUUAUCAAAAUUCAUCAUUGACUGAAAACAAAAUAAUUUUAAAUAUAUCAAAACCUUUAGAACAGAAUAAUAUAGCAUCGAAUAAAACUAAAACUAUUUUGGAAACAUCAACACCUUCAAAACAUAAUAAUUCACUCAAUCGUCAAUUAUCGACUAAUCCACAUUAUAAUCAAAAUGGUAACAUUGUUGCAGGAGUUUUUUCAACACCAAAUGAUGAAUUAAAUAAGCUUCAAUCACCAGCAUCAGUUUAUCUUGAUCGCGAACGAAACAUUUAUGUUGCUGAUACAGCCAAUCAUCGAAUUCGAAAAUAUUUUCCUGGAAAAUCCGCUGAAGGUUUAACACUCAUUGAUAAAACAUGGAAUAUUAAUUCUCCCCGUUGUUUAUAUAUUGAUCAAGAAUCCAAUCAUUUAUUUUUUCUUGAUCGAGAUAAUCAAGAAAAUUAUCGUGUACAAUUACUUAAAUUGAAUUCAAAUAAAUUAAAGUUAACAAUUCUUAUCAUUGGAAAACAAACACGAUCAUAUGGUAUGACUUUAGAUCAAAAUUUGAAUAUUUAUAUAUCGGAAUUCAAUUAUCAUCGAAUAGUAAAAUGGUUAUCACCGAAUUAUGAUCGAUAUGUAAUUAUAGGUGAAAAUAAUAAAAAAACUUUAUCUUUUCCAAGAAGUAUUUAUAUUGAUGAAGUAACAAAUAAUUUAUAUAUUGCUGAUAGAAAUCGAAUUCAACGUUGGUCAACUAAUUCAAAUGAAAGUGAAAUUGUUAUGCAAGGUGGAUCAUUAUGUCCGAAUGGAAUUGAAUAUGAUUCUCAUGGAAAUCUUUAUAUAUCUCAAGAUAAAACAAUUAAGUUAAUUAAUAAUACAACAGAUUUGGAAGGAAUUGAUAUUAUUGGUAUACAAGAUUAUCCUAAUAUGGAUGCGAAUUUUGAAACAACUGCUAAUUUAUAUACUCCAGAAGGAAUUUAUCUUGAUAAAACAAAUGGAGAUUUCUAUGUAGCUGAUUCAGAUUUCAAUCGAAUAAUAAAAUUUACUAUUAUAGAUUAA